Molecule: messenger RNA, 1381 nt
Organism: Drosophila ananassae
Lineage: Eukaryota; Metazoa; Arthropoda; Insecta; Diptera; Drosophilidae
Product: leukocyte elastase inhibitor
Exons: 2
Coding region: 164-1288 (374 amino acids)
Molecular function (GO): serine-type endopeptidase inhibitor activity
Source: RefSeq, a predicted model, not a curated record
UUUUUGGUAAUGAGUCAUCCGCCGGCUGUUUCCGAGGUGUUUUCACUUUUGUUGUGGCCCUCGAAUGGCAUUUAAGGCAUUCCGGUGUAGACAGCGCUGAAAGUAGGACGCACACGCAAUUCCGCGAUUACCCGCCCACAAUCUUAAUCUCAACCAAAUCGAUAUGUUCGACUUCAACUUGGAGUUCGCUCGCGGUGGCGCCCGCUUCACCUCGGAGCUCUUCCAGCUCCUGGCCUCUGGCGGAUUAAAGGACAACGUAGUCUACUCUCCCUUCUCCAUCCAGGCCUGCAUUGCUCUGGCAUUUGCCGGAUCCAAGGGCGAAACCGCCGACGAGAUCGCCAAGGUGCUCCACUUUGUCUCCAACUUCCCCCCGGAAGUGGCACAGACCUUCCAGUUUGUGCUGGAAAAGUACCGUGGCAGCAGCCUCCUGCGAGUGGCCAACAAACUCUACGUUCAGGAGGGCAAGCAGCUGAAGGCUGCCUACCAGGCGGCCAUCAAGGAGCAGUACCAUUCCGAAGCCGAGUCCAUUAACUUUGCCCUGAACGAUGCAGCUGCUCAGGCGAUCAAUGCCUGGGUGAACGGCAAGACUCAGGGCAAGAUCACCGAACUGGUCACCGCCGAUUCCUUUGACGACAACACCAGGGUGGUGCUGCUCAAUGCUCUCCACUUCAAGGGCAGCUGGGCGCACAAGUUCAACGAACAGAAUACCCAGGAGGACGACUUCUGGGUGGGCGAGGAGGAGCAGGUGAAGGUGAACUACAUGAACCAGAAGGCCAAGUUCCCCUACGGCUACUUUGAGGAUCUGGGCUGCACGGCCCUCGAGAUGCCCUACCAGGACUCGGAUCUGUCCAUGUUCGUCCUGUUGCCGCAGGAGCGCACCGGCAUCUAUGACCUCGCCAAGAAGCUCAAGACCGUGAAUCUUGUGGACUUGGCCGACAAACUGGUCGUGGAGGAAGUAAACGUAAAGUUCCCCAAGUUCAAAGUGGAGUACUCCUUGGACUUGGACCAGAAACUAAAAGAGCUGGGUAUCACGAAGAUGUUUACUGAGGGCGCGGAGUUCGACAACCUCCUGGAAUCCCCCGAAGGCGUCUACGUCUCCAAGGCUCUGCACAAGGCCACCAUUGAGGUGAACGAGGAGGGCACCGAGGCGGCGGCUGCCACUGGCAUGAUCAUGAUGACCCGCAUGAUGACUUUCCCGAUCCAGUUCCAGGCAGAUCGUCCAUUCCUGUACGUCAUUUGGAACAGGAAGAACAUCCUGUUCGCCGGCGCUUUCGUCAAGGCAGCUUAGAAGCUAGAAUCUCUAGAUAUUAUAUUUUUUGAACCAUUUUGUAUUGUUUUUAUUGAAAAGUAUUUAAAACUAAAUAGAUCCAUGACACAGUCA